CUCAACUUUUGUGUCUGCCAUUUUUUGUCGGUCACUGCUUCGUCGCUUUCAGUCGCAUUCUUUGUCUAGAUACGUUUCUAAUUGAAAUUUUUUCGAUAGACUUUUUUAUGAUAAAUCAUUUUACCAUGGCGGAAGAAAAACCACCACAUUCCUUCAUCUGCAACUACAUGAAAUUGCACGGCCUUUUAAAUGACAUUGCUGUGCCUUUCCUGGCGGGAUUAGUUAUCGAUCUUUGGAGAAUCAAAUACCAUCGCAUUUGGGUAAAUAUGGACAUUCAAGGAGCGGAAUUCACCACAAAUAUUGGAUCCACCGUAUAUAAUAAAGCCCGUCCACUUCAAAAAGCAUUAUUGCGUACUGGUGACGUUCAGAAAUGGGAUCUUCGGUUGCUUGUCGAUGCUCUGAAAUGUUACGAAACUGAUACCGUCAAAAGCCAAGAACAACAAAACGCUUACCAAAAGUUAAAACAAAUUCACAAUGAAAUAUGCUACGAACGACAAUGUAUCGUGAAUGACAACUUGUUCAAGAAACUGUGGGCGGAAACAUCCGAAAUUUUAAUCUCAUUGGGAGUUAAGCCGCGAGAUGUGGAACGGGUGAAAAAAUUUACACUCGACGCGAAUAAAGCGAGUAUAGAAAAGGCAGCGGAUUUGAUGGCCAUAGGAGACUCACUUGUUAAAGAUGAGCAGUUUGACAGAGCAGUCGAGACUUAUGCGAGAGCGAUUAGUCUACCUGGACUACCUGCAGUGGAAUUAGGCACUCUAUAUUUGCAUCGAUCUUUUGCAUAUUUGAAAUGGGGCUUCUAUUAUCACGCUAAAGACGAUGCAAUUUGCGCGACGUUACUACGUCCAGCCUGGGAUUUGGCAUACUUUCGUUUGGGAAAGACUUAUGACAGUGUGCAAAAGCUCAAAGAAGCUGCGGACAACUAUGCUAAAUCAAAAGCAUUGAAUCCUAAACAAAAAAUACCAGAAAUUUCUGAACCAGCGCCCUUAACUGUGGAAGAAAUUGCUUCACAUACUACGCUGGAUGAAGAUGGAAAUCCAAUAUUUUCGAAAGCUGCUAUUGCUGCUCCGAACACGCGAAGCAACACAACAAAUUUACCAGCAGAAAUUGCAAUAAGGACUAAGCAGGAUGAAGAUGGAAAUCAUAUAUUUUCAGCAGCUCUUAUUGCCGAACUGAACAAGCGAAACAACACAACAAAUUUCCCAGCAGGAAUGUGUGCUGAAGCCCACAAAUAUCUGAAUGGAACCGGCGUCGAAAAAAACUAUGAAAAGGCUGUCUAUUGGUUUUCCAAGGCUGCAGCUGUAGAUAAUGCGGAAGGACUCUAUUACCUCGGUAUUUUGACAAAACAAGGCAUAGGAAUUAGCCAGAAUUUGUCUGCAGGCAUUAAGAACGUUAUGCAGGCUGCAUCACAAGAUAUUUCAAUCGAUUUGAUGGGUACGAAAAUCCUAAACGUUGGUGUCGCCGACGCACAACACAGUUUUGCACUGUUGUACAUGGAUGGUAUCGGAGUUAAACAAGAUCCCAGAAAGGCGAUAGCCUGGUAUCUAAAGGCAAUCAGACAUGGUAGUGGUGCAUCGGCUAACAACAUCGGAAAAAUGUAUUGUGAUGGCUAUGGAGUGGUUAGAAAUGCUGAGAUGGGAUUGAACUAUUACAAGUUAGGCGCCUUAUUGAAAACAGUACGGGCGAUGGAGAAUGUUUUUGAUAUUUAUAUAAAAAAAUUGGAUAUAGGGAACGCUCUCAAUUGGUUCAAAUUCGCCGUUAGCAGGGGUAGUAUGUAUCUGGCAGAAAGAACAGACAAAUUACGCGACUUACUUGGAAACCAAAUCGACGCACCAUUCGACGAAGAGCAGUUUGAAAAGGACCUUAGAACGGAAAUGGAAGUUGGUCCUCUUGCAUCUUUAAUUCCCAAGGAUCUACCUCCAUCGAUAGAAGACAUACUAACCUCUCCGAACGCAACCUGUCGCGCACAACUCGGACUCGGUGAUCGCUACAGAAUGAGCAUCGUUACCGCCCAUCGUAGAGAGCUUAAAUUAGUUAAAAAUGCAAGCCUGAAGCUCGAUAGAACUACAAACAAAGAGCUGCCCAAAACUAAAGUAGAUUUAUCUACUCUGAAGAAAAUUUCUCUCAGCGACAUGGGUGAAGAACGGCAAGACGGCUCCGCAAUGAAAAUAACAUUCAUCGAAGAUGCCAUACUAGGACGGCCCACAAUCGUCCAAAUUGCAGAAGAUGAGAACGGGGAUGCUCAACGCAUUUUUAUCGACAAUUUUCCACAGAACGAAGAAACACAUAAGCACAUUGGUUACGGCUGUCAAGUUACGCUACUCAAUCCUCACUACGAAACAGAUCCUGAUGGAAAGCCAGUGAUUCGCGUUAACAGCAAUUUGUUGGUUUUGCAUCCAACAGAUGACGGUCAAAGCCGGUGUCGCUAUUGUACGAGGCUGGGUGCGGCGAUCCCAUGUAGAAAAUGCAAAAGGGUAUUUUACUGUUCGAAAAGUUGCUCGAUGAUAGACUCAGUAGAAUUGAACCAUAAAGAUGUUUGCUUCAAACGAUGGUAGGUUAAUUAGCAGUGAAGGAGUUGAAUCGUAAUGAUGUUACUUUGAACUAUGUGUUUGUUGACCGGAAGGGGAGAUGCGUCAAUAACUAAAUUGUAAAUUUUUUUUUUUUAUUGUUUUGCGUACUUUGACUAUGUUCGUCAUGUUAAUGUAAGACAGCUAAACGACGUAAUUGUAUAGAAAAGUCAAAUAAAUUCUUGGAACACUUA
Molecule: messenger RNA, 2758 nt
Organism: Bradysia coprophila
Lineage: Eukaryota; Metazoa; Arthropoda; Insecta; Diptera; Sciaridae
Molecular function (GO): protein binding
Source: RefSeq, a predicted model, not a curated record